UGGUAUUUCUGUCACAGCAGCACUAGGACGCUAAGACAGCGUCUAUAUUUAUAAAGACACCCACUGGUUGGAGCCCUGGUGGCAAAGUGGUUAAGUGUUUGGCAGCUGCAAUCCACCAGCCUGUCCUUGGAAACCCUAUGGGACAGUUCCACUCUGUCCUAUAGGGUACCGAUGAGUUCAAAUCCACUUGGCAGCAGUGGGUUUGGUUUCUUUUUGGUUUUCUACUGGUUUUUUACUGGUUACUUGAGUGGGUGCUGAGGUUUAAGAACUCCUAAGAGUUGAUCAAAGGACGAGUGUUGAAAGACCUCUAUUUCAUUUCGAUUUGCCAACGAAUUGUUCAUCUGGAGACGUGAGGGGCAUAUCAACCAGAUGCAGAAGAAAGAUCAGUGAAGGAUGGAGGAAGUUACAUGACUAAAUGGAAGAGUGAAAGCUAUGACUUCUCAAAUUAAGAAAAGAGUCACAGUCACACUUCGAAGACUACAGUUCUUAACCCUGGCUGCUUCUUAGAAUCCUCUGAGAUUAAGCUUUUAGAAAAUGCUGAUGCCUGGGCCCUGCUCCAGACCAAUUAAAUCAGAAUUUCUGGGGCUGGAGCCUGGGUAUCUGCAUACUUUAACAGGCCCUGGGCUGACUUGAUGUGCUGCCAGCUGGGGCACCGUGGUUCUAUGACAUGUAAGAACAGCUUGAGUCACAGGCCAUUGGUGACAUCAUAAGCAGCUCAUGUUUGCUUCCAGAUAUUUGAAGACUACGUCUUCUGGGGAAAUGAAGGAUUGGUGCCAUCUUUUUAUCUUGUUUCCAUUUCUUCAGCCACCAUCAUUUGGGUUCACUUCUUUAUUUAUGAUAGCACUAAUAUUACAAAUAAUUUUAUCACCUGAUUUCUUGCCAUAAUUAUGUGGCAGUGUAUCAUUUAGGGCAAAGACCAGAAGGCUAUAUAACCUAAAAUUUGUCAGCUAAAAUUUGGGGCAUAGGGGAGAUGGGCAGGAUAGUAUUUGUGGAAUUUUGUGAUCCGUUGCUUGGCAACCAUACUAAGACAAUUAAGCUUUUGCACUGUGGUGAACCGUUUGAGUUACAAAGUUUGGUGAGCCCAGUCAACGUCUUCUGGCUACCAGAGGGAAAUCACUAAUUAUCAAGAGGGCUUGGAAAGUUCUCAUUCAGAGCAGGCCAUCCAGAGCUAUGUCCCACUACUUCUACCUGACACCGCAAGUCGUUCUGCCCUUCAGCCCUCUGACUUCUGAAGAGUUUGAUCUGAUCCGGCACAAGGCUGGAGCAUCUUGGCAGGAUGAAACGCAGUGGACAAAAUCUUCUCUGACCACGUACACCGGGAGUUACCGGAAGAAAAAACUGGAUGAGUCCACUUGCAGCCGACUGUUCAAAGCAGGACCACAAGAACCUGAGUGUAAACAGAUGUCAUUGCCAAACAGCUCCGCCUAUAAUCCUCCACUCUACCGAGCUGGUACCCAAGAGACUACAGAUGUUAAAGGUCGUGGUGGUGGCAGAGGUGGGGAUGUCAGGCUUUGGGGUCUACUUAGUAAACAAAGGUUUUGGGAUAUGAGUACGUUUCAUUUAUUCAUACUAACGUGGAUUCUGUUUACUACAGACACUUACACCUUGACCGUCUGUCUCUUCUCCCCAGAUGUGAGAAUUAAAAAGCCAGCAUCUGAAAACCUGACGCACUUCACCCUGCGAGGCAAAGGCUUCCUGACCUACUUUCAGGGACAAUGUGAUUCUGAAAGCAAAGUUAGCUCCUCAGAUGACUCAGAAGUUGAUCAAUACUUCGAUUGUGUGCUGGGAGGACCGUUGUCAUCCUUUAGCUGAGCUGGAAACCGAAGCCACCCGCUGCAGGCCCGGAGUUUGCUUAAUAAACGACUUUGAGGUAUGAGAGA
Loxodonta africana (African savanna elephant) is the source of this 1880-nucleotide messenger RNA. It is a transcript of the gene C13H4orf51, whose product is annotated as chromosome 13 C4orf51 homolog. The record is from RefSeq and is a predicted model, not a curated record. Lineage: Eukaryota; Metazoa; Chordata; Mammalia; Proboscidea; Elephantidae. The coding region runs from base 1171 to 1812 and encodes 213 amino acids. The transcript has 4 exons.